AUGGAGCAUCCUGACAUCGUCAGCCAGGACUCGGACGGCUCGGGGUCGUCGGAUGACUUCCCUCCGCAAUACCCUCUGCGGGGCAACUCAUCCUUCGGUGAGCCCUUCAUCGAUGGUGCUCAGGUCCAGACUCCGGCCACGACCAUCACCUCCUCCCCUCCGUCCCACCCUUCGAGCCUUAGUUCCUCAUGGUCCAGCACUCCAACUGCACGGCCACGAGGAGCUAGUGUUGGAGCCUCUGCGGUCCUCGACAAAGCUGACCCUCAUGCCAUGGCUACUGAUCUGCGCCUUCAACGCCCAUCGGCCCCCGCGAGAACCCCCUCCAAUACGUACGCUCCCCAGCGCCGUCCACCGCAGUAUAUCAGCCUUCAGAGUGACCGGCAACGCUCGUCCUCCACGAAAAGGGGCACUCGACGCGAUCCAAACGCGCAGUAUCGCGCCCAGGAAAAGGCUUAUGUCCAGCGCAUUCGGGCCAAUCCGCAGGCCUGGUACAACCAUUUCGACGACACGCAAUCCGCCAAUAUGAUGGUGGCAGAUGCAGAUCUCGAGGAUCCCUCCCCCUCGUCGGAGGUGCCCUUUGAUGACGACUCUUACGACCCUGAUACCCAAUUGUUUCUCCCCGAUGACAAUAUGCCGACGAUAGAAGAGUUGAAGAAUCCGAAGAAUCAGGAACGCCUAGAGUGGCAUUCAAUGUUGACAUCCGUCUUGAAGGGAGAUGUCGUUAGGCAAGAAAAACAACGUUUGAUCGACUCAACGGAAUCCAAGCGAUCAGCUGCUCUGGGUCAUGCGCUGUGGAUGGGUGUGCGAGCGAGAACUUGUGGACGAAGCCUCGCCCUGCAACGGAAGCUCAUUGAAGAUUCUCGGGCACAGCUUGGCCCUUUGAUCGAGGAGAUCAUCAACUUCCAGAUCAAGGGUGAGACUGAAAUUGGUAAGCCACCUAGACAACAAGUGGAGGAUGUGGUGGCAAAGGUCGAGAAAUGCGAGGUUCUCUAUUCUACCUCCAAGGAAAUGGAAGCCGCAAACCCUCGUACUGCCUCUGAAGAGUUCUAUUCUAGCCGCUCCGCCAUUUUUUCCUGGCAUAACAUCACGGCUCUCAUUAACACUGAGCUGGCGGUCUUGCAAAGCUGGGUGGGUAACGAUGCUUUGGAUUUCAGCCAGCCCAGGCAAAAACAUGAAAACAGCGAACUAUCUGAGGAUUCAUCCUUUUUGGAUCGCAUCAUGAAAGAGGAUGGUCUGAAAACGCUUCAAGGCGACCACAGCAUGCUGAAUGGACUGGGUAGAGUCAUUCAGAAAGCAAAGGGUACGCUGAUCGAGAACUCCGAGGCCUUUGCUGCCCGACACUUGCCGCCAUAUAUUGAAGAGCUUUUGACUUUGAUCAACUUCCCGUCCCGGUUGAUUCAAGAGAUCAUUCGCGUUCGAUUGUCCUACGCUAAGAACAUGAAGGAUCCCGCCCAGCAAUCUCCCAUCUUGGUGGAUCAGAUGAUUUCGCAGUUCCAGAUCUUGAUGAGGGUAGCAACGCAGAUCAAGCAACGUUAUCUUGAAAUCUCAAGACCGGAGCCUGGCUGGGACCUGCCGCCCUGCGUUGACGAGAACUUCGAUUCUGUGGUCUUGGAUGCGAUGAAGUACUAUUUCCGGAUCCUAAACUGGAAAUUGAACGCCAACAAGAAUACAUUCAAGGAAGCUGAAAUCCUCGAACAAGAGUGGGAGUUUUCCUAUGUCAUUGGCCGGCAAAUUGAGAACGGCGAUAUCGAGGUGGCUGAACAGUUUAGUGCUUUGACUGCCAAGUCACUUCAACGACUUAUGAUUCAUUUCGAGCGCGAGCUUGUACCAAGACCUAAUGAGAGCGUCGCGGAUAUGGACAAGCGCUACAAAAGUAUCCUCGAUUCCACGCGUAUUCGCCAGCGCAAGCUGUACCGAUUCUCGAAGUUCCUCUGUCAGCUUUUUGAAAAUGCCACCGAAUACAACCUGACGACCGAUAUCGCGUAUGAAUUCUUCGAGGCGCUGCUGAUCUCCGAUCAUUUCCUUGUCACAUCGCCCACUUCAGUUGGUCAGAAGGGUGUGUAUUUGAUUGCACACCAUUCGUUGUGGAAUCGACCUGCCGAUAUCCAAGCCAUUCUUGCUACCUCUUUCCGUGAAGAUGAGUCCGCGAAGGACGGGCCACAUAUUCCGUAUGUCUUGGUCAUUCGCCCUGAGAAGCCCCUGGCAUGGGCUGGCAAGGAGAUGAAGGUUAACUUCCUGGAGCAACCGACCGACGUGCGUCUUGGAAAGCUGCGUCUUGUCGUCGAGGGCAUGCAGGAGCGUCUGCAAAAUGCCAGGAUGGAGUUGGCUCAACUUACGGGCAUUCAGCUCGAUAUGGCGAUCGGACAGCGCGCCAAUUUGGGCCGUGUCAACGUGGAGUUGAACAAGAUCAAGAAAAUUUCUUUCAAACUGUCCAUGGCUAUUAUGGAUAGCGUGGCUGUGAUCAGGAAUCAACUCCGGGAGAAGACAUGGGAGAACAACGACUUGAUUCAGGCUUGCUAUGCGUUCGCAACUGAAUUUGGUAAGCGUUCAUCUAACUAUGUCGACGCCAACCGACGCGCCAUGAACAGCGCCCGUCUAGUGGAGUUGUCUCUCGACUGGGUCUCCUUUAUUUGUGAUGACUGUGAUGCUGCGGACCGCAAGACUUUCAAAUGGGCAGUGGCGGCGCUAGAAUUCGCGAUGGCCAUCACGUCUAGCCGACAUUUGCUGUCCAUGGACGAGGAGGAGUUCAGCCGUCUGCGGCUGAAGGUUGCGGGCUGCAUGUCCUUGCUGAUCUCUCACUUUGACAUUAUGGGCGCCCGCUCCUCUCUUGCUGCUCAGGCUGAAAAACAACGUAUGGAGGAGCGUGCCGGCUACCGCAAGGUCGGCGCUGGUCGCAUACUCGGCGAUGAGGAAGCGUCAAAGCUGAUUCGGGAACAAUGGCUCGCUCGCUUGGUGGAGAUCGAAGACCGCAGAGUGGAGGAAGACGCGAAACGUCAAGCGCUCGGCAGAGUUCUCGAGGGAUCCAACGAGGCGGACCGCUCUCUGACGGUACUCUCAUCAUCGGCUACGAAUGUCAGCUUGCGUUGGCAGCAGGGCCAAUUUAUUGGUGGAGGCACCUUCGGCUCUGUCUACGUGGCUAUCAACCUGGACAGCAAUUACCUGAUGGCCGUCAAGGAAAUUCGUCUGCAGGAUCCACAGCUCAUUCCUAAAAUCGCGCAACAAAUUCGCGAUGAAAUGGGCGUUCUGGAAGUGUUGGAUCAUCCCAACAUCGUGUCCUACCACGGUAUUGAGGUGCAUCGCGAUAAGGUUUACAUUUUCAUGGAGUACUGCUCAGGCGGCUCACUUGCUAGCCUGUUGGAGCACGGCCGCAUCGAAGAUGAAACGGUCAUCAUGGUCUACGCACUUCAACUUCUCGAGGGUUUGGCCUAUCUUCACCAAGCGGGUAUCGUGCACCGCGAUAUCAAGCCCGAGAAUAUCCUGCUUGACCACAACGGAAUCAUCAAGUACGUUGAUUUCGGUGCCGCGAAGAUCAUCGCCCGUUCAGGUCGUACAAUAGCCCCAAUGGACGGACCGAACGGCGGCAUGCUCGGAAAGGAUGCCCAGAUAGCCAACCAGCGGGGCAAGAACCAGAAUACCACCACAGGUACCCCGAUGUACAUGUCUCCAGAAGUCAUUCGCGGCGACUCUUCCGACCUGGUCAACCGACAAGGUGCCGUUGAUAUCUGGUCAUUGGGAUGUGUAGUCCUGGAAAUGGCGACCGGUCGUCGCCCCUGGUCUGCCCUUGACAACGAAUGGGCGAUCAUGUACAACAUCGCUCAGGGUAACCAGCCAGCUCUGCCAACCCAAGAUCAACUCAGCGACACGGGAAUUGACUUUGUGCGCCGCUGCUUCGAAUGCGACCCUCUCCGACGACCUACUGCCGCCGAACUACUCCAGCAUGAAUGGAUCGUUUCAAUUCGUCAGCAAGUGGUCAUCGAGCCUCCAACCCCAAGCAGCGAAAACGGCAGCUACAGCAGUUCAAGCUCGAUUAGUCGUCAGAGCUCGACCUACGCGUGA
This is a messenger RNA of Penicillium daleae, 4056 nucleotides long. RefSeq lists its product as uncharacterized. Gene Ontology annotation, molecular function: MAP kinase kinase kinase activity; ATP binding. The record is from RefSeq and is a predicted model, not a curated record. The transcript has 2 exons. Gene Ontology annotation, biological process: stress-activated MAPK cascade; protein phosphorylation. The coding region runs from base 1 to 4056 and encodes 1351 amino acids. Gene Ontology annotation, cellular component: cytoplasm. NCBI's taxonomy places the organism in Eukaryota, Fungi, Ascomycota, Eurotiomycetes, Eurotiales, Aspergillaceae.